Clarias gariepinus (North African catfish) is the source of this 2249-nucleotide messenger RNA. It is a transcript of the gene sp8a, whose product is annotated as sp8 transcription factor a. Gene Ontology annotation, molecular function: DNA-binding transcription factor activity, RNA polymerase II-specific; RNA polymerase II cis-regulatory region sequence-specific DNA binding. Gene Ontology annotation, biological process: regulation of transcription by RNA polymerase II. Bases 96 to 1445 code for a protein of 449 amino acids. The transcript has 2 exons. The record is from RefSeq and is a predicted model, not a curated record. NCBI's taxonomy places the organism in Eukaryota, Metazoa, Chordata, Actinopteri, Siluriformes, Clariidae.
CAGUACAUGACAAUACUGCUUAAAAAAUCUUAACAACAAGAACAAGUGCGUAGUCUAUAAAUGUAAAGCUACUCUUAAAGUUUGACAUUUCUGGUAUGGCAACUUCACUUCUAGGGGAAGAGCCCAAGUUUGGAUCUACUCCUUUAGCCAUGCUGGCUGCAACCUGUAACAAAAUCGGCAGCCCGAGUCCUACAUCUGCCAUGAUAUCGGACAGCGCUUCAUUUGGGAAAGGCUUUCAUCCUUGGAAAAGAGGCUCUCCGGGAAGCUGCAGUCUCGGCUCGAGUUUGUCAUCCCGUGGCGGGAGCGGCCUGGCAGAGGCAUUUAACGCAAACGGUUCUCCAGUUUCCAGCGCUUUCUCACUAACCACCAGCAGUGCGUCCGGGAGCCCCUUCGGGAGCGAUUACUCGGCGUUUCAGACUUCUGUAUCUAUCUCAGGUGGAUCUCAGGAGCCAAGCUCACAGCCCGUGUUCAUCUCGAAAGUGCACACCUCCGUGGACAGCCUUCAGGGUAUCUACCCGAGAAUGGGCGUCGCGCACGCGUACGACUCUUGGUUCAAAUCGGGCAUCGCGGCUGGGGACGUGAGCGCGUCGGCCGGCGCGUCGGCUUGGUGGGACGUUGGCACGGGGUGGAUCGACAAUCCACUGGGUGCCAAUAGCCUCCAGACCUCGCUGCAUUCUCCGUUAGGAGGCUACAACUCGGACUACUCAGCAGCACUGGGCCACUCCGCGUUCAGCGCCGCUUCAUCACCGCACCUGCUCGCCGGCGGGCAGCACCUAGUGGACGGGUUCAAGCCCGUAUUGCCGGCCUCGUAUCCAGACUCUAGCACGAGCUCAGUGGCGGGCGCUAGCGGAGCUGUCCUCACCGCAUCACCCGCUGUAACCCUCGCAGGCUCUCCACGCUCGUCUGCGCGACGCUAUGCAGGCAGGGCGACCUGCGACUGCCCAAACUGCCAAGAGGCUGAACGACUCGGACCUGCAGGAGCGAGCCUACGGCGCAAAGGGCUGCACAGUUGUCACAUCCCUGGCUGCGGUAAAGUCUACGGCAAGACGUCUCACCUGAAGGCGCACUUGCGCUGGCACACGGGAGAACGGCCGUUCGUGUGCAACUGGUUGUUUUGCGGCAAGAGGUUCACACGCUCCGAUGAGCUCCAGAGGCACUUGCGCACGCACACCGGAGAGAAGCGUUUCGCCUGCCCCGUGUGUAACAAGCGCUUCAUGCGCAGCGACCACCUAAGCAAACACGUGAAGACGCAUAGCGCCGGCGGCACCGAAAAUUCAACAUCGAACGGCGGCGUGUGCAAAAAGGGUAGCGACACCGACAGCGAACAGAGCGCGCCGGGCAGCCCUGCGUGCCAGUCUCCAGAUAAUCCUGCGCAUUACGGAUCCAGUCCAGACGGCAAGCACGAGCGGCCACAAUUCAAUCAACUAAACAAUCUGAAUUUGUAAAAUACACGGUGAAAUUGCGUCAAGGCUCUGUCAGUCAGACGAACUGUAUCGAUCAAGUACAGAACGUCCGUAACUAAAAACAUUUUUAAAAAUGUUAUCUAAUAUUUUAUCUUAAAGUCUCAGGUGUCUUCAUAAACACAGGCAGGGAGCAGUAACCUACACUGUAAAAGCCUGGAGACCGUGCGUCAAAGAAAUUUCAUUGAAAAACACCCUUCUGUUUACUGUAUAUAUGUGUUGAGGUUUACUAUGAAAUAUCUUGUUUGAUUUAACGAUACUGAGGCACUUUACUCUUCAUAUUUAAAAACGGUUUACUUUAUGGUAAACUGAUCCACCAUCAACUCAGAAAAACAGCACUGAGUGUAUCUGGUAUUUUCAAAACUUUAAAUGGUGUUUGGAUGGAAACAAAAAUCGAUUAAAUGUUGCUUAGUUAUCAGUGAAGGCAUUAAUGGCCUUUAGGACACCUGUGAAAUGUACUCAAGCAGAUUUUUAAAAAAUCAAAUCCCAGUGUGGUUUUGUACUGUAGUUUUUCAUUUCUUUGUGACUCGAAACUGCUCAGAUUUUUUCCCACAGUGCGCCGACAUGUUCAGUUUCUCCUAGGAAAACAAACUGAAAAGCUGUACAUAAAGUGUCUCUCAGUUUUAUUUAUCCAUGAGGUUGAACUGUACUUUGAAGUCACUUUGGAUUUAUAUUUAUGAUUUUAGAAUAGGAUCAUUUCUAUCAGGUUGUUAAUCUUUUUUUUUUAUUUAAUCAUUUUGUUUGUUUAAUUUAAUUGCGCAUGUGUGUUUGUAUUUACUGACGAUUGGU